AUGGCGUCUCUUUUCAAGGAUCCGAACAAGCUGUCGGCUUAUAGGGACAGAAGGUUUCCAGGAACACAAGAAGAGUUCGAACAAGCUCUUAUGGACUCCACCACUCUUUAUAUUGGGAACAUGUCAUUUUAUACGACGGAGGAGCAAGUUUAUGAGUUGUUCUCUCGAGCUGGAGAAAUUAAGAAAAUUGUCAUGGGUUUGGAUAAGAACACAAAGACUCCUUGUGGGUUCUGCUUUGUUAUCAUUGCUCCAAUGGUAAUUAAACAAGUAAUGUUGAAAGUUCUGUCUGCCACACCACCUCUUCUACUUUCCUCGUCUAAAGGGAGUAAACUGGGUGACCACUCCUGUUUAAUGCCUCAUUUGGAUGGUAAGGUGGAUUUGGGCAUUGGAGUGGAGGCUAAUAUUUUGCUGGAUGGGUCUGACUCGGUGACAAGAUUAGUAGAUUAG
Molecule: messenger RNA, 447 nt
Organism: Ilex paraguariensis (yerba mate)
Lineage: Eukaryota; Viridiplantae; Streptophyta; Magnoliopsida; Aquifoliales; Aquifoliaceae
Source: the annotation of a GenBank genome assembly